Messenger RNA from Haemonchus placei, 273 nucleotides. The record is from the annotation of a GenBank genome assembly. Lineage: Eukaryota; Metazoa; Nematoda; Chromadorea; Rhabditida; Trichostrongylidae.
AUAUGGGUCGGAGGCUUCAUAUUCUACUGGGUAUUCCUAUUUGGACCAGCUCUUCCUUCCAGCAAAAUCUAUACGGACUAUACUAAUAAAAUUAAUAAUCGAACUACAGAAUGGGCGCAAAUUAUUUUUGAUCUCAUGCCUGAACGAAAUGAUGAAAAUGGAAUGGAUAAUGCGAUUACGGUGGUCAAUGACAAGGUAUUUCCUUCUGAGUCGACCAUAAGUUCGAUUUUCUCCAUCGAGGGCAAGGACAAAGAACUAAAGACAAGACUUUGA